AUGUUCUGGUUUAAUCCUGUCGACACCGGACGCUUGGCGCUCCUUCUUCUACGUGAUGGCAUGUCGAAAUUCGGAAGACUGAAGUGGAGGAACAACAUAUCCAACCUGCUUAGGAUUGUCGGUCGGCAUCUAGACGCGGCUGUCGAAGAGAUCCGAGCAGAAGUCGUAAAUGAACUUCUCCACUACCUUUCGAUUUGGCUUGUAAUUGUUCCGUGA
Messenger RNA from Haemonchus placei, 216 nucleotides. The record is from the annotation of a GenBank genome assembly. NCBI's taxonomy places the organism in Eukaryota, Metazoa, Nematoda, Chromadorea, Rhabditida, Trichostrongylidae.